Molecule: messenger RNA, 6501 nt
Organism: Musca domestica (house fly)
Lineage: Eukaryota; Metazoa; Arthropoda; Insecta; Diptera; Muscidae
Gene: chn
Product: protein charlatan
Exons: 7
Coding region: 482-4579 (1365 amino acids)
Biological process (GO): regulation of transcription by RNA polymerase II
Cellular component (GO): chromosome; nucleus
Molecular function (GO): chromatin insulator sequence binding; DNA-binding transcription factor activity, RNA polymerase II-specific; RNA polymerase II transcription regulatory region sequence-specific DNA binding
Source: RefSeq, a predicted model, not a curated record
AGCCUACACUCCACUCGGGUCGGUUCAGUCUGUAGGAAUUUUUCAGUUUGAGCGGUUGUGGUCGGAGUACAUGUAGCGGGUGUUGCAAGUGAAAACAAGCAACAGCUCUGAAUUCUAAAGAAAUUAAAAACGGAACUGCAUUCGAUUUGAAUCCAAUUUUUUCUGUUGGCCAAAAUCAAAGAAAAGAAAAAGUGGUAUCAGUGAAAAAAAUAAAAACAAAUUCCCAUCAAAUUUAUUGCUAUGGCUCUAUGAAAAUUGCACAGCGAAGAAGAAACUUCCCAAAUAUUGCAUUAAAAUGAAACAGCUACUCAUUUGUGAAACACAGUGACAUUUUAAAGUGACGUGAAGAGAACGACAAGAAGCGCUAUCUCCCUGAGGCGGAGAGAAUUCUAUUUGAACGAAAGUUACAAGGAAUUGGCAGCAGCAACAUCUGUAGUCAGAGUUAUAAAGGAUUUUGCAAAGCAUCAGCAGCGUUGACGCUAUGGCAACAGUAAUACCACCGACCUCAAAUGUUGAGGCCGCAUAUGAAGACAUGUUUAAAGAAAUCACAAGAAAGUUAUAUGGAGAAGAGACCGGAAAUGGCUUGCAUACAUUAGGCACCCCGGUAGCACAGGUGGCGACCACAGGACCCACAGCGGCACCAGAAGGCGAACAGAGAUCAUUUACAAAUUUGCAAAUCGAUCGUUCGACUCAGCCAACCAUUGAGUAUGAACAUAAUACAAGUAAUGUUGUUGGUACAACAACAGCAGGCUCGACAACAUCAGCAGCAGCUGCUUCUGCGGCAGCUGUCAUUGCGGCCGCCACAAGUCAGCAGAAUGCCACAAAUGUGGUGAUUCAGCAACAACCUGAGGGCUCUGUCGUCGUUACCACAACGACAAGUGCAGGUGGCAAUUUCAAAUCCGAAGAUCACCUGAGUACGGCAUUCGGUUUGGCAGCAUUGAUGCAGCAGAACGGAUUCGCAACAACCACCGGUACAAUUUUGAGCAGCCAAGCCAUAAAUAAGGUCAUAACCACGGCAGCUGGUAGUCAACAAGCUCAGCAGCAACAACAACAACAACAAAUGUCAGGAGGAGAUCAGCAGCAACAAGUUUGGAGCGAGGGGGUCCAAGACCAACAACAGCAACAACAAUCUCAAGCAACGCCUACCACCCAAAUCGUUCAAUGGACUACAACUCCUAGUGGCAAACUUCAAAGCUAUUCUACCACCACUGCGCAACCACAAACUCAGCAGCAGCAACAACAACAACAAUCGCAACAACAGGUCUCAACUCCCAAGUCCAAAAACAAAAACCGCAAUGAUCAAGGGUCAUCACCAUCCACCGGCACGGCUGAAGUAAUCUAUACUAGUCCCACAGCGACAGGUAACAACAUAAGUCAACAGCAAACACCUCAAAGCAGUGCAAACACUUCUAGUUCAUCGACCACCUCCACAAGUUCUUCGGGUGGCAGCUCUGGCGGCAGCAGUAGUCGCAAAAAGUCUCAUCAUAACCAAAACAGUCAAAAUACAAACAAUAGCAAUGGCCAAUCCCAGGUGCAGAAGCGCUACGCCUGCACACAUUGUCCGUACUCAACGGACCGCCGAGAUUUGUACACACGCCACGAAAACAUCCACAAGGAUGAGAAGCCAUUCCAAUGCUACGCUUGCCUCAAGCAAUUUAAUCGUGCCGAUCAUGUCAAGAAACACUUCCUACGAAUGCACCGCGAAAUGCAAUAUGACAUUAACAAGACGCGACGUCAUGUGCCGUCGAGCAAUUCGAGCGGUGGCCAUCACCAUGGCGGCGGCCGAAGCAAUGUCACCAUCACAGCGGUAAAUACUAGCCCCAGUAAUUUACAUAAUGACGGCAAUGCCAUUGAACAAAAACCUAUAAUCUUCCAGACACAGGCGAAUGUCAAUUUGGAACAAGCCUUCUUGGAACAACAGCGCCAGCCCACAUCGUCAAGUCUGAGUAUAGCAGAGACCAUUGAAGCGGUGGCCACAGCUACUGAUGUGCCCUUGCCCCAGCUGAAACAGGAGAAAAACGAUGAUGGGACCUUGGUGGGAGGCCAGACAGCCAGCGUGAAGCCAAAGAGGGAGAAACGUUUCACCUGCUGCUACUGUCCUUGGUCUGGUGCCGAUAAGUGGGGCUUGAAAAGGCAUUUGAAUACACACACAAAACCGUUUGUCUGUCUCCUGUGCGAUUACAAGGCAGCCAGAUCGGAGCGUUUGGCCACGCAUGUUUUGAAGGUGCACAACAAGAGGGCGUGUAACAAAUGCUCAUUUUUGGGAGACUCUUUGGAGGAAUACCAGCAACAUUUGAAUGAAGUGCACCCAACAGCACCAUCGUCGCGUAGCACAAACUCUUCAAACAAUACCAAUAACACGACUACUAACAACAACUCAUCCAAUAAUCUGAAUGUGUUGCGUACUAUUGGGAAUACUUUAGGAAAUAACAACCAACUAAAUCAAUUUCAGAAUAAUAACUUUAGUGUCAACAACGUCUCGACGACAGCAAAUGGCAAUUCGGUUACGAUCUAUACCACCACAACCGAUAACCAGGGUGGUAACAUAACGGCAGGAGGACCCCUACAGGAGAUAAUUGUAAAUCCCACAUCGAUGGUGGGCUGGCGUCUAAGUGCUAAUGGAUCGCUCAUACCACCUCAUGAUCUGCUAACAGGAGGCCUGCCAAAUGCAGCAACUCAAAAAAGGGGUUCUGAUCGGUUAUUCCAGUAUCUUGAAGCGGAUGGAAGUGAUCCAGAAGACUAUGCGCGUCUCUUGAAAAUGGACGCUAUUAGUCGCAACACAGCUUCUGUCGCUCAGGAUUUUCAUAAGGCGGGAGGCGUGCAAGAGUUGAAACUACCAGCCAAUCAUCAACUCCUGUUUAAUAAUAAACUGCCCUCACAGUGGACGACUAAAGAAGCUGCUGCGUUGUUGCAAAGCCUGAGCAAUGCCAACAACCUGAGCUAUGUCUAUCAGCAGCAACAGCGAUCCAAGCAUGCACAUCAUCAGAAUGGAUUUAUGCGCCAACGACAACAUUCCAAUGGCGAUGACAGCGAAAAUACACCAUCAACGGAUACAUCGACAACGAGCUUGAGCGAUGACUUGUCGCCUUUGAAGAUGGAACAGUCGAGAGCAUCUGUCGAGCAAAGAAAAAUUAUUUCGUCGGCAUUCUUACAGGAUUCGCUAUCGAAUUCUUCGGAACAUCAUGGUCUAGACAGCAGCAGUAGCAGCAGCAACAACAACAUCAGUCAUCACUAUCAUGAUGACCAAGAGAAUCAAGAGCAGCUUAUUAGAUCGUCUCCCGCAUACAAAACCAAUAAUUAUUAUAUGAACAACAACAACAAUAAUAAUAAUAUUAACAACAAGAACAACAACAAUAAUAAUAUAAAUAAAAUAAAGUCGUCCAACAAAAGUAGCAACAGCGCUAACAGCAACACAAUGAUUAACAACAACAUUCAGCAGCAGCAUCGUGUCGAUCUGCACAACAAAGAAAACAAUAGCAACGCAACAUUCCUUACCCAAAUGGAGUUCCAGAAUCUCAAUAAAAUUGGCACACAAUUCCAGAACUAUGUCAAAGACAUUAUAAGCAAAUACUAUGCGGCGGACACGCCAGUCAUGUUCCCUAAUAUGCCCAUUCCAACGGCCACCGCCCAACAGAGUCAACAACGUCUGGUCACCCAUAUAUCUCCAAAACGUAAGCGCCUAUUGAGUGAAACGGAGGAGUAUAUAGAGUACUUAAAAAACAAAGAGGACAUCACCUUGACCAUAACGCCUAAGCUAGCGGACAGCAAUAGUCAACUACAACAACAGUCACCAACGCCACAGUACACUAAACCACCUUUAUCGCCCUUGAAGAGGGAACGUGAUCUAGCUUCAGAUUCUUACAGACGACAUUCACCCAAAAAAACCAUUAUAAUCACCUCCACUCCACAAGCAUCGAAUCAAAAGUCAUGCAAGAAAUCCAUAUCGCAACUGGCCACCCUGUUGCCAUUGCUGGCCGAUGCAGCUUCACAGCAGCAGUAUUUAACAGCGCCCUUAGAUUUUAGUAAGAAAUCGUCGGAGCCAACUAUUCCCCAUAUCAAGCAGGAAUCGGAUGCUAAGCCAACAGGGCAGGCUUUUUUAAACAUCAUUAAUGAUGCGCCAGCCAUUAAAGAGGAACCUCAGAAUCCAAACGAAUCGCAAACUCCACAAAUAGCCUACGCCGACGUCCCACCACCAGCGUCAGCCACAACACCCCCGUUGCAUUGUUCUUACUUGGACAAACGCUCUUCACGCAAACAGGCACAGCCCAAGAAAAUGCGCCUCUCACCUGAUUUGGUAGUGGCUGCACUUCGGGAUAAGUACCUUAAUCGCAUGGUCGACCGCAUGAACAAGCUCAGCUGUGCAGAUUGUGUUAAAAUGAAAAGAACAUCCAUGUUGGUCUUUAAUUACCACACGAAGGCCUCACUAUGCCUGCAUCGUCUCUGGAAGCAUGCGGAAAAGCCAAUUAAGUGUAAAAUGUGUGGCGACAAGUUUAGGAAGAAAUUUAGUUUAAUUUUGCACACGAUGCGGAUGCAUGAGAAGGCCACGGUUUGUUCUAACAGAAAGGGUUUCGACCAUUAAAUGGUUUUAUGUGUUUCGUAGUCCUUUCACUCUUUUGCAAAGACAUUUUCCAGCUUUCCAAAACGUAUCAUGAAGGUAAAAUGUUGAUUGUUAUGGAUGCCGUGGUCUUAGAUUUCAGUUUCCCUACACAAACUACCGGAUCAAAUCUACAUCAGUUGAUCAGAACACCUUGUCGAUGGGCCCAAAAAAGUACAAAAGUUGGGUUUUUUUUUGGAAUCGUUUUAAAGAGUAAAUCCGAUCUUAAUAUAACUUAAACUAUUUGUAUGUAUAAGACAUUAAGUGUCGAAUUGGGCCGCAAUGAAAAGAAUCCAAGAUGAAACAUGAUUUCGUUUAUAGCAUUGAGCAACAGCGGAAAUGCCUAAGCAAAUCAUCCCCACUAGGGCCCCAAGAAACACAUAUUACCGCAUUUCCACAUUUUAGACCACUUGGUAACCAAAAGUUUCUCAUAUGAGAACUUCUAUGCAUUUCCUGUAUAUAUUUAUUUUCUUUUAUUGAAAUAAUUGAUUGUAUUCGUAUUUUUUUAGUACAUUUGCCUAAGUUUGUUUUCGAAAUCAAUGAAAUGUGAAUUGAAAUUUGAAUUUAUUUUCAAAAUCACAAAAAUAAAAUUAUUUAUUGAACUCAGUUAUUUUAAUAUUAUCCCCUUAAUCAUUUAACAUUAUUAAUCACUGCUUCAUCGAAUUGAAAUCAUUUGCCUGCCUUAAUGUCACAAAUAAUAUUCAAUAAAUACAAUUCAUAAAAAAUUUGGCCCAGCAAUGGGGGGAGGUAUAAUGAGAUAUGGAAAGUUUGAUAAGUUGGAAUCUCUACCUCUCCACGCUUUUGUUUGAUUGUUGCAGAAUUGAUAUGUAGUGACUAGUCGAUGUAUGUCAUCAUACUUCGCACACCUUUAACGGGGAUUUCAAAAGCAUUUAAGUUACGUUUUAAGUUGUGAUGUACCUGAAAUAUGAUUUCGUCUAAAAUAAAAAUAUUUACUGUAUUGAAAAAUUCACUAGUUAUAAAACCCCCUGUCUAAUUUAACUCGCAUUGUUUUUCUUAAGCAUUAGUUUGUAAGCGUCAGUAUUUGAUUUGCCAUUUUCACGAUUUAGUAUAAGCUAUUAUUGCGAUCGUUUGUCAGCCUUAUGUCGUUUCGUAUUUUUGAUCAUUUAAAGCUUUAAUUUUUUUUUUUCGAAUAGGUUCUAAGUUGAAUUAUGAUUUAUUAAGAUACAACAGUUAGCACGUUCGAAACCACCUGCACAUGAAAUAAGAGUAUUUGGGGCUAGCUUUUUUCUGCACCACUUAUCCGUCACAAAGUAAAUGUGGCAUAAUCAUUUUCUCCUGUCCCAAAUUUGGUGGUAGCAACUGUCAAACGCCCUUCGCACACCACACCAAACAAUGACAUUCAUCAAUCACAAAGACAUUUAUGGUAUAAACUAAGGAACAAAACGUUUUAAUGACUGAAUGGAAAAUUAAAAAUAUAUAUGUAACUUAAAAAUGCAAAAUUGCGUAAUAUUUUUUUAUUUUUAGUAUAAAGAAAAUUAUAUUUAUGUAUGAAGGUUUGAAGUGUUAAAAUAUAUAAAUUAAUAACGAAAAUACAAAGACCGAACAAAUUUUGGUAUACAAAAUUUCUACAAAAAUCUAAACAUUAUUGACUUUUAGGCAAAAUCAGAAAAACAAAACUAAAUUAAAAACAAAAACUUAUUUGUUCCCUUUGGCAUAGAAUGAAUAAGAAGAAGAAAAUAGUUUAUAAAAAUAUCUAUAUAUAUUUUUUUUAAUUUUAGAAAAAUGUCGUCGGUUCUUACGUAUGCCAAGAAAUACAUGCAAAAUAUUUGUACUUUUAAUGUCCUUUUUUUUAAUUUUAUGUUGAAAUACUCAUAUACAACAAGAAAACCAACAAACGCAUAUUUCUCAUAAAAUACGAAAAAUCAAUAAAAAUAGUUAAAAAACAA